Messenger RNA from Panicum hallii, 3220 nucleotides. RefSeq lists its product as uncharacterized. Gene Ontology annotation, biological process: regulation of transcription by RNA polymerase II. Lineage: Eukaryota; Viridiplantae; Streptophyta; Magnoliopsida; Poales; Poaceae. The record is from RefSeq and is a predicted model, not a curated record. The transcript has 2 exons. Gene Ontology annotation, cellular component: SAGA complex. Gene Ontology annotation, molecular function: transcription coactivator activity. Bases 1177 to 2454 code for a protein of 425 amino acids.
UCCGCCCUGUCCCUGUUUAUAGUGGAUUCAAAGGUGUGAACAGUCUUUGAGUUAUAUAAAUUUGACAGCAUGAUGAGAGUUCACUGAGCUACGUAUCAGUAUCAGUCAAGGUUCACUCGAUUUGGAUGGUGGUUUAAUGGGAUAUCCAUGAACUGAUAGCUGAAGUGGACAGAGAUAACACUUUUAGUUUUAGAUUAGCUGCAUUUACCUCUUAUCACAUCCUGUUACAUAGGCAUGGUUACUGUUGUACAAUGUGCAUUCAGCUCUUGGUACUCAAAACUACUGUAGCAUGGAAUCAAAGGCCUGAGUGGACAGAACACGAAAACCAAGCCUUUUUUUUCUGACACGUUGAAGACCAAGCCUUGUUUUCAUGACCAUGCUCCAAUCAGAAUCCGAAUCAUCAAAUGAUUACUACAGUAGAAGCAAGUGACAGGGCACACUCGAGGCCAGGUAGGCAGGACACGGGCCGGGAAGCGAAAGCCCUCUUCGCUGACGCCGAGCAGAGUCCCACCCUCUCCUGGCCUCCUCUUCUCUUUUCGGCACUCCUGCGCGAUCAAAUCCGAUUCAACGGCCGGGAAAAAACCAUCGAGGAAGAAACCCAAAAAAGAAAAAAAAAAAGAGAAAAAAAGGGAGAGAGAGCCCAAGCCGAGACGAACACGAGGAAGCAAGGAGCGAAGCAGCCACGAGCGAGCCCAUCCCAACCCACGAAGCAGGAGCAGCAGGCAGCCGCCUCCCCGCGCGCCCGAGCAACGCCGCGGAGAGCAGCCCGCCCGCCGGCGAGCACCGAGGGCGCAAUUCGUCCCCGGCUGGUCCCCGACCCGGUUCCCCGCCAAUCCCAAUUGCUUCCCCCCGCCCGGAGGUCAGCUCAAUUCCUGCUGUUUCUCGGAUUCGAUUCGGUUCCGCCAGGCGCGCUGUCGUCCUCGCCGGAGAUCCAGGCGGUACGAGCUCGCCGGAAUUCGGCGGGGUCGGGGAUCAUGCCUCCAUUGCUCUAGGGUUUGGGCAAGUAAUCGAAUUGGCUUGCCAGGCCUCGCAGCCUCUAUGCUCGAUUCGGGCCUGCCACGCCGCUCCCUGGGAGGCUCCGUGAUUUUGCGGCGAUUGGUGCGGCGCCAGUGGAGAUGAGAUCCCCUCCAUGGCCGGCGAGCUGGGAAUUGGGGCGUUUGCUGGGGUUGUAAUUGUAUGGACACACUAAGGGAGGAGGCAUGGCCAGUGGCUGCACCACAGCAGCGGCAGCAACCACCAGUGCCCCGACCGCAGCAGCAGCAACAGCAGAAUGGCCGUAUUGAUCUCAAGGAGCUGAAGGCUCAGCUGGAGAAGCGGGUUGGUCUGGAUUGCUCGCGGCGAUAUUUUGGCUACUUGAAUGGCUACUUAUCGGAGAGGCUCAGCAGGCAAGACUUUGAAAAGCUAUGCCUGCAGACCCUGGGGCGGGAGAACCUCCAGCUGCACAACCACCUAAUCCGCUCAGUUCUCUACAAUGCCUACCAAGCAAAGUGCCCGCCUCCACCAUCGGAUGUGGGGAGACCUGUGGGAGCAUCAGUAAAGAAGGUUUCUAAGGCUGCUGAAGUGUUGAAUGCUUGCAAUGGAGAUGCCAGAUUGUUACAGGUUCAGGGAUCAAGGCCUAUUGGCAUAGUGCAGGAUCAUACAUUGAAAAACCGGAUGAAUAACAUGGGUCCAAAUUGUAGGGUGAUUGCUGCUGUCAAUCACAACCAGGUUGCUCAUGGUGUUUCUGGAUCUCUGGAGAAUGGUACUCCAAGUCCACUUGAGUUGAAGAGAUCAGUGCAUUUUCAACAGUGCGAACCUGCAGAGCCAUUGGCAAAGCACCCACGCGUGGAGCAGUUGCCACCCAAUAAUCUGCUCUUGCAGAGAAGUAUGAGCAGCACUGCAGAACAGUCCGCUGAAAUUUUGAAAAGUCCUGUCCGAGCUCCACUCGGAAUUCCGUUUUGUUCAGCAAGUUUGGGUGGUGCAAGGAAAUUUCCACCACCACCAACUGGUGCAAGCGAGGGUCGCUUUAACAGCUGUUUUGAUCAUGGUGGGCUGUCCAACACUGAGUUGCUGCAUAGACGGAUGGAGAAAACAGCAGAAACACUGGGCUUAGCUGGUGUCACAAUGGAUAGUGCAGAGCUUCUGAAUAAUGCUCUGGAUAAGUACAUGAAAAAUCUGAUUAGGUCAUCUGUUCAGUUAAUAGGAGGUAGUGUUCAGAGGAAUGCAAGGAAAGGGACGCCAUCAUACAAGCAGCAGGCUUACGGAAAGCAGAUUAAUGGUGUCUUGCUGCCAAACCAUGUUGACAUGCAAUCAGGCAGUGGGCCAUCAGAAGCCUCAAAUGAGAUCAGAAGUAAUCACUUGAUCUCCAUCAAUGAUUUUAAAGUAGCUAUGCAGCUAAGCCCUCAGCAGUUAGGGGAGGACUGGCCAGUCCUUCUGGAGAAGAUAUGUCUAUGUUCUUCAGAGGAAAAUGACUGACAGAUGGCGCUUUUUGACUUCACAUGAAGCUUUGUACCAUUGUGCUUCUUGGUGCCCAUCCGAUGUACAUUUGAGCUGGAAGUGGCAAGACUACAGGCACAACACAGAAUAUGCACAUACGGAGUCAAGGCAGAAUUCUGCUUUUGCGUUCAGCUGUCAGAGUUGUAGUGAAAAGAAGAGAUUCUUUUUCCUGAUAAAUGAUGCCUGAAUAAAGGAAAACAUCUUGUCCAUGCAGCUUAGGCCUCAUUAGCACUUACAGGGUGGAUAGUGUUACAUCCGAAAGUCCCAACUUCUAUGUAACAUCUGGCAUAAGGGACUGGGGCAGCAAAAUGCAAGUGCUGUCUUGUAACUUAUAGGAAAAAUGUUCUGUAAGUUUCUAGAUCAGGAUGUACAUUAUUGAUUGCAAAAUUUUCUAGGUAUCUUGAGUACUAAUUUCAGGGAUAUUGAGUGUUAAUUUUAUUUAAUUCUUUUGUAACUGUGCUUCAAAAAGUAUAUGUUAGAUCUCUAAUCUUUUACUUCUCUCAUAUGUGGACAUAUCUGGCUUUGGGGUUAGGUUGGUGUGCCCAUACAUCUUUUGGCGUUUAUACUCUACUCAGGAUAUAUUGAUGAUGAUGCUGUGUUUUAUGGUUUUCACAUGUCUGAAAUGGACCCCAUUUCAAAAAUUGCGAUGCUUGGCUCUUUCUAUUAUCCAACCUUUAUUUUCCUUUUUGAACUAUUUCAAUAUUUUGUUUCGGAGAAAAGACAAGAUAUCUGGUCUCUGGUGUCA